Molecule: messenger RNA, 719 nt
Organism: Salvelinus namaycush (lake trout)
Lineage: Eukaryota; Metazoa; Chordata; Actinopteri; Salmoniformes; Salmonidae
Product: E3 SUMO-protein ligase PIAS1-like
Exons: 4
Coding region: 9-719 (236 amino acids)
Biological process (GO): regulation of transcription by RNA polymerase II; protein sumoylation
Molecular function (GO): transcription coregulator activity; SUMO ligase activity
Source: RefSeq, a predicted model, not a curated record
AUUGCAAGAUGGCGGAGAGUGCGGAAUUGAAGCAAAUGGUGAUGAGCCUGCGCGUGUCAGAGCUGCAGGUUCUGCUAGGUUACGCGGGCCGCAACAAACACGGGCGAAAACAUGAGCUCUUAACCAUGGCCCUGCAUCUCCUGAAAGCCGGCUGCAGCCCCGCCGUGCAGAUGAAGAUCAAGGAACUGUACUGCAGACGCUUCCCCACCAAGAUGGGCUCUCCCUCAGAGCUGGUCCUGCCCGGACCACACUACCCUGCCUCGGGAGGAGGGGCCGGAGGAGGGGGCACCGCCGCCCUGCCUGCCGGCCUCAGCCAGCUGGCGUAUGAGGGCCACGGGCACGGGGGAGUACCCUCGCCGGCCGCCCUGCUGCCCAUCUCGUUGCUGGGGCCUGGCAAGCACGAGCUCAGCGGGCUGGCGCACCACCUGCCCACCUCGGCCACCCUGCAUCCGGUGCACCCAGACGUCAAGCUGCAGAGGCUGCCCUUCUACGAUAUGCUGGACGAGCUCAUCAAGCCCACCAGUCUAGCAUCGGACAACAGCCAGCGGUUUCAGGAAACGUGUUUUGCGUUCGCACUAACGCCGCAGCAAGUCCAACAGAUUAGCAGCUCAAUCAGUGAUGGCUGCCAGGCUGGGAACAGCCACCACUCUGAACUACUACCAGGAACCAUGCAGCAGCAGUGUGUGUGUCGCUGCAGCAAGAGCUCUGGAAUGUGUUAA